UUCUGAUCUGGUCUUUUAAAAACUAUCUGGUCGUCCGAGUCUGCGGUUGUGCAUUAAGUGUGUAUAAUAAGCGGCGAAUCUGAUGUGAAUAAAGGUGAAAUAGAAAAUUAAAUUGGGGAUUGCGAAACGGUAGGGGUCCACCUGUUACGAAAAGUUUAAGAGAUGGGAUCUGAAAAUGUGGCAAGUGGAAUACCCUGGAUGGAUGAUGUUCCCGCCCAAUCCACAAGCCUUCCUGAAAUACUUGAGGAAGAAACUAAUGAAAUUGGAACCGUCGUGAUAUUCGUGAUAUCAGCUGUGAUAACUAUAGCUUUAUUAUUUAUGGUGGCAAUUUUUAUCGAUUGCAGGCAACAAAAAUUGGUGGAUGCAGAGUUGGAACAUAGAAAACGAAGAAUCAGAAUCCGUGUUCCAAAACUAAAGAAACCGCGGGAUGAUGAGGACACUUUAACGGAUAGAAUGGAACAACCUUCUUCAUCAAAUGAUAUAGUUUAAUAUAAAGUUAAUAAAUUUCACUGUAUAUAAGUUCCUUUACAAUGACGUCAAUUAUUGGAAAGUGGUGUCCACAUUAUUAAUUUUAAAUAUUUUAUCUCUAUAUGUGUAUAAUAAUAUAUUUUUGUAUGUAUCGUAUAUAUUGUAUAAAAUCUUACAUUUGUCUUAAAAUUAUAAGACUGAUUGUUACUCUGUGAACAAAUUUUAAUUAAAUUGUUAAGAAUGA
Aethina tumida (small hive beetle) is the source of this 712-nucleotide messenger RNA. RefSeq lists its product as uncharacterized. Bases 163 to 489 code for a protein of 108 amino acids. The transcript is spliced from 3 exons. NCBI's taxonomy places the organism in Eukaryota, Metazoa, Arthropoda, Insecta, Coleoptera, Nitidulidae. The record is from RefSeq and is a predicted model, not a curated record.